CUUCGAACUGUGCAAACAUGUUAAGCUAUCAACUAAAAUCGCUAGCAAUAUUCCUGGUGUUAUUUGCAUUUAUCAGCCGUCAACAGAUUGUGCAKGGAGCACCUGGCUGUGAUGGCGAUUGCUUAGAAGACAAAUUGGACGAAAUCUUGUCAAAAUUAAAAACUUUGAAUGGCAAAGUGGAAUCGCUUGCARCACAUCCAGAAAUUGAGCCGCCAGCAGCUUGUGCACAUCACCCACAUGCACAUCGCAARCAACAUGUAACGGAAAGUCAUGAGGACGUCGAGUCGCACCACCAGCGAGUCCACCACGCACGAAACUUACACUCAGUACUCGCAACUUCCUCGCUUGGCAGCAGCAGCAACCACAAAUGUGCAGAGCGUUUGGCACAGAUUUGCCAUAAUGUCGGUGUUAGUGAAAUUCAGUUGGACGAUGACAAAGUGUUACCAUUCAAAGUGCUUUGCGGUGCUGAACGUUGGAUUGUUGUUCUGCAGCGUUUAGAUGGCUCAGUCGCCUUUCACAAUCGCACUUGGGAUGCGUAUAAGCAGGGUUUCGGUAGUGUAGGUGAAAAAACCGAAUUUUUCUUGGGUUUACAACAUUUGCACGAGCUAACCUAUAGUGGUUUCUUCGAAAUACGCAUUGAUUUGGAAGAUUUUCAGGGUGUACAAAAGUUUGCACAUUAUAGUGACUUCAGUGUGUUCAAUGAGCAUGCCGACUACAAAAUGGGCAUAUUGGGGGUUUAUCACGGCACAGCCGGUGAUUCAUUUAUGUAUCAUGAAGGUCAGCAGUUUAGUGCGAUUGAUCGCGAUAACGACGCCAAAGCGCAAGGUAGCUGUAGUGAGGAGUACAACAGCGCGGGCUGGUUUAAGAAUUGCAUGAAAGCCAAUAUUUUUGGUAAAUAUUUGAACGGCGAAACGGAUAAGUUCAAGGAAGGCAUGUACUGGGAAACUUUUCAUGGUCCAGAAUACUCACUAAAAACAAUUAAAAUGUCUGUUCGUGCUAAAUGUUAAUUCAUGUGGGUUUAUAUUUUGAAAAAUAUACAUACAUAUGUAUAUCGCAAACCAAAUAAAGCAUUUCAAUGCCGACACA
This is a messenger RNA of Bactrocera latifrons, 1086 nucleotides long. RefSeq names its product ficolin-1-like. The record is from RefSeq and is a predicted model, not a curated record. Bases 18 to 1007 code for a protein of 329 amino acids. Lineage: Eukaryota; Metazoa; Arthropoda; Insecta; Diptera; Tephritidae. The transcript has 4 exons.